AUGAAGGACCAGAAGCAGCAGACCUUCUGGCAGGAGACGGGCCGAUGGGAGGGCUCCGAGGAGAGCUUCGAUCCUCAGUCCGGGGUGUGGGCGACUUCGAGCAUCUCCUACCUCACCUUCAAGAGCCUCAUCCAGCUCAGACGCACCAUGAACACAGGUGUGACGAUUUUCGACUGUGAAGAGCAGACACUGGCCGGCAUCGCAGAGAAGAUGGUCAAUGAGAUGGUUAAAAAGAAGGAGAUCCAACCUGGAGCCAGGGAGGGAGUGCUGAAAUCUCUGCUUCAAAACCACAGCCAAUCAGAUGACCCGGAGAGACAAGCCCUGACUGAUGGGGUGGACCUGAAGAAGUUUUCAGUCAAGGACAGGAGACAAGAAUCUGACUGCGUUGAGGCCUCCAUGGUGCUAGUAGGAGCCUUGGACUUCCUGGAAAGGCCUACAGUUGUAUUUGUGCGUCUGAAGGAAGCGGUGGUGCUCGACUCUGCCUUAGAGGCCCCGGUGCCAGUACGCUUCAUCUUUACUCUGAUAGGCCCCAGCAAGAGUGACAUGGACUACCACGAGACUGGACGGGCCAUGGCAGCACUAAUGGCUGACAAAGUGUUCAACCAGGCAUCGUUUCAGGCAAAGAGCCCCCGUGAGCUGACGGACGCCAUGUCCGACUUCAUGGACUGCAGCAUCGUCAUCCCGCCCACAGAGAUCCAGAACGAAGCCAUGCUCAGCUCCAUCAUCAGCUUUCAGAAGAAACUACUGCAGGACAGGUUCCAGUACUCUGAGACCACCACCCGUCUGGACUCCAAACCUCGCAGGGUUUCCAUCUUAACUGGUCCCCCACCUGAAGACCCCCUGUCCCGUACUGGUCGCCCAUUUGGCGGGAUGAUACGAGACAUAAAGAGGCGCUACCAUUACUACAAGAGUGACAUCACAGAUGCUCUAAACGCCCAGGUCCUUGCCGCCAUCAUCUUCAUCUACUUCGCCGCCCUGUCUCCCGCCAUCACCUUCGGAGGACUGCUGGCUGAUAAGGUGGACAACAUGAUGGGCGUUUCAGAGCUCCUCAUCUCCACCAGCAUUCAGGGGAUCAUCUUCUGCUUCGUUGCUGCUCAGCCCGUCCUGGUCAUUGGUUUCUCUGGUCCUCUGUUAGUGUUUGAGGAGGCCUUCUUCGCUUUCUGCAAGUCCCAGGACAUUGAGUACAUUGUGGGGAGAGUGUGGGUUGGAGUGUGGCUGGUCAUCAUCGUGGUGGUCAUUGUGGCCUGUGAGGGCAGCUUCCUGGUGCGGUUCAUCUCCCGCUUCACCCAGGAAAUAUUCUCCAUCCUCAUCUCCCUCAUCUUCAUCUAUGAAACCUUUUCCAAGCUAGGAAGGACCUUCAAGGCUCAUCCGCUGAUUCUGAAUUACGAUCAUCUGAAUACAACUCUAGAAAAUCCCUGGGACCCAAAAAUGGAACAGAUGGCCACUUAUGACAACGCCACAGGCAACACAACGGUUGUUGUCAACAUUAUUAAGCCAUCUUACCCCAACACAGCCCUGCUCUCCAUGUGCCUCAUGUUAGGCUGCUUCUUCAUUGCUUUCUUUCUGCGCCAGUUCAAGAACGGCACUUUUCUUCCUGGAAAGGUCAGACGUUUGCUUGGUGACUUUGGCGUGCCCAUUGCCAUUUUCCUCAUGGUUCUCGUGGACUACAAUAUUGAUGAUACCUACACCCAGAAACUAGUGGUUCCCAAAGGUCUGAUGGUGUCCAACCCGUCCAAAAGAGGCUGGCUCAUCAACCCCUUUGGAGAGCACCAGACUUUCCCUGUGUGGUUGAUGUUUGCGUGCUUUGUCCCGGCCUUGCUCGUCUUUAUUCUCAUCUUUCUGGAGUCUCAGAUCACAACUUUGAUUGUGAGUAAGCCUGAGCGGAAGAUGGUCAAAGGCUCCGGGUUCCACUUCGACUUGCUGAUUUUAGUUGGCAUGGGAGGGAUUGGUGCAAUAUUUGGUGUGCCGUGGCUUAGCGCUGCCACGGUGCGAUCUGUCACCCACGCCAACGCCCUCACUGUCAUGAGCAAAGGACCAAAACAUGUGAUUGAGAAGGUGAUGGAGCAGCGGGUCAGUGGCAUCCUGGUGGCGUUGCUUGUUGGUCUGUCAAUUCUGAUGGAGCCGAUCCUAAAGAUGAUUCCCAUGUCGGCCUUGUUCGGGAUCUUUCUCUACAUGGGAGUUACGUCACUCAAUGGCAUCCAGCUGUGGGAUCGGAUGCUGCUUCUGCUCAUCCCUAAGAAAUAUCACCCAGACGAACCCUACGCCACCAGAGUGUGCACAGGACGGAUGCACUUGUUCACGGCCAUCCAGAUAGUGUGCCUUGCACUUUUGUGGAUUGUUAAGUCCAGUCCAGUAUCCCUCGCACUUCCCUUCAUACUCAUCCUCACCAUCCCUCUACGCAUGUUUAUGACUGGGCGUCUCUUCACUGAACUGGAGAUGAAAUGUUUGGAUGCUGAAGACGCCAAAGUGACGUUCGAGGAGGAGCCGGGGCAGGAUGUAUACUGUGAAUCUCAGAUGCCAUUGUAG
Messenger RNA from Cottoperca gobio, 2526 nucleotides. It is a transcript of the gene slc4a1b, whose product is annotated as solute carrier family 4 member 1b (Diego blood group). Lineage: Eukaryota; Metazoa; Chordata; Actinopteri; Perciformes; Bovichtidae. The coding region runs from base 1 to 2526 and encodes 841 amino acids. Gene Ontology annotation, cellular component: plasma membrane; basolateral plasma membrane. The record is from RefSeq and is a predicted model, not a curated record. Gene Ontology annotation, biological process: regulation of intracellular pH; monoatomic anion transport; bicarbonate transport. The transcript has 16 exons. Gene Ontology annotation, molecular function: bicarbonate transmembrane transporter activity; monoatomic anion transmembrane transporter activity; solute:inorganic anion antiporter activity.